Diversispora eburnea is the source of this 576-nucleotide messenger RNA. Lineage: Eukaryota; Fungi; Glomeromycota; Glomeromycetes; Diversisporales; Diversisporaceae. The record is from the annotation of a GenBank genome assembly.
AUGCAAAAAAUCGAAAAAAUUAUAUUUAUUCCUUCACAUGAUAAAACACCUUUAGAAGUUAGAUUAAGUUAUUGGAAAGAUGAAUUAGGUAGAAUUGUAAAUGGUGAUAGUGGUACUGAUAAAAGUAAUAAAAAUAUCAAUAUUUACAAUUCAAGAAUUCGAAAUUCAAGUAUUGGAAUAGGAAAUUCUGGAGGAAGAACUAGUUGGUCAGGAGAACCCGAAUGUGGUGAUUAUAAGUCUAUAGCAGAAUGUCUAAUAAAUUCGGGUAGAAUUAGAAAUGAAACCAUAAUUGAGUUGCCUAAAAUUUUGGAAUUGAUAAUUGUUUUAUCCCUUAUCCUCUUAUUUAUUUAUGGGAAUUAUGAUCAAUUUACUAGAUCAGGUCGAUUUAAAAAUUGGAUUCGAGAAAAUAAUUUAAUUAAUAAUCCUCGAUGGACUAUUAAAGAAUUACGAGGAGUUGAUCAUUUUUAUGUUACGAGUUCGAUGGGAAAUUCUUUAACUCAAGAAUUAAAUGAAUGGAAUUCUAAUAAUUCUUAUAACGCUGAGAGUUCAAAUAAUGAAAGUAAUGUAUAUAAUUGA